AUGGUUUUUGACGAGCUGAUGGGAUAUCAAGGGAAAGGACUCGCCUUCGCCUCGGGAGAUGUUUGGCGCGAGCACAGGAGCGUCACUUUAAAUAUCUUCAGAAAACUUGGACUGGACGAAAACGUCUUGGCGACGAGAGUGACAACAGAAGUGAACCGGUUUCUGGGUCAUUUGGACAAGUCCGAUGGUCAGCCUGUAAACAUCAGAGAGAUGAUCUCAGCGAGCACCUCCAGCAUCAUUUGUGCCAUUUUGUUGGGUCACGUGUUUCAAUACGACGACCCGAGAUUUGAGAACAUUAUCCGUGACAUACAGACAAUCAUUACCAAAAAUCAGCAAAUUGUUAUGAUGAGUUAUUUCCCUUUGUUAAAAUUAUUGCCCUUAGAUGUGUUAGGAUACAAAAGUUUACUACAGACUAUGGAAGCGCUUUACGGAGAAUUUAAACUUUGGAUAGAGGAGAGCAGAAACAGAGACCCCAGGGAUAACUUCAUCGCUGCAUAUUUGACAGAAAGGACAACUCGUGUUAGACAAGGGCAAACAACCACACUUGAUGAGAUUAACCUACUCAAAGUUGUCUCCGAUUUGUUUAUCGCUGGCUCUGAGACCACGUCUGCCACUAUCGCCUGGUUCAUACUCUACAUGCUGAACUACCCGGAUGUUCAGAGAAAAAUUGUCAAUGAAAUUGACCAACACGUGGAAAAAGGCCGGGCGCCAACACUCCGGGACAAGCCUAGACUGACCUACGUCGUGGCGUCCAUCCUAGAAACUCAACGGCUGUCCAGUAUAUCUCCCGUCUCCAUCGUCAGAACAUGUCCGAAAGACGUCCAUAUAAAGGGUUUCACCGUUCCCAGAGGUUCCCUUGUUGUUCCCAACUUGGAUUCUGUCCUCUUCGACAAAACAAUCUGGGGUCAAGAUGCCAAACUAUUUCGGCCAGAGAGGUUCAUUGACGAGCAAGGUCGGCUGAAGGUCCCCGAAGAGUUUGUUCCCUUUGGCAUAGGCCGCCGUGUCUGCCUGGGCAGAGUCAUGGCUAACACAGAACUAUUUUUGUAUAUCUCUCGCAUGGUGCAAACGUUUGAGUUCCUGCCGCCCCGCCCAGGUCAACCACCGUCCAUGAACUAUGUCCUGGGACUAACAGCAGUUCCGGAACCUUACCUUGUCAGAGCUUUGCGCAGGAAUACAUGUAGGAAGUGAUUCGGCUAGAUUCGGGUUUUAUAUAAUCAUUCCAUAAGCGACAAGAUCUUCUAUGUGACCUAAUCAGCACCAUAAGAUUAUUGAGUUGAUUGAAGACAAACGAUUGGCCGAAUGGUAGGGAAAAAAUGUUCCCAAACUCCAUCCAGAGCUUCCGUCUGUCGUUCGUUGUCGCAAUUAGCAGUUCGGCAGUGAAUAUCUCUGUAAUAUCUCUAUAAUAUAUGCAAGAAACUAGAGACUAAAUCUAAUGUAAGAGGUCAGUGAGACUAUGAAUAGAAUAUAUAACCAGUUGAGAAAAGGGGAGUAACCUUUUAUUAAAUGUUUUUCACCUUUAAGACUUAACGUAGGUUGCAAAUGAUAAUUUUUAAAUGAUACGAUAAUAAAUCUGUAUUUGUUUCUUUUUUA
Messenger RNA from Biomphalaria glabrata, 1590 nucleotides. RefSeq names its product cytochrome P450 18a1-like. Lineage: Eukaryota; Metazoa; Mollusca; Gastropoda; Planorbidae. The record is from RefSeq and is a predicted model, not a curated record. The coding region runs from base 1 to 1188 and encodes 395 amino acids. The transcript has 2 exons. Gene Ontology annotation, molecular function: monooxygenase activity; oxidoreductase activity, acting on paired donors, with incorporation or reduction of molecular oxygen; iron ion binding.